Messenger RNA from Aspergillus bombycis, 1410 nucleotides. RefSeq names its product sugar porter family MFS transporter. Gene Ontology annotation, biological process: carbohydrate transport; transmembrane transport. Gene Ontology annotation, molecular function: carbohydrate:proton symporter activity. Bases 1 to 1410 code for a protein of 469 amino acids. Gene Ontology annotation, cellular component: membrane. The transcript has 2 exons. The record is from RefSeq and is a predicted model, not a curated record. NCBI's taxonomy places the organism in Eukaryota, Fungi, Ascomycota, Eurotiomycetes, Eurotiales, Aspergillaceae.
AUGAUCGACACAAUCAACACCGACGGUGCCGUCAAGGAACGAAACUCGACAAGAAAAGGCGCAGUCAUCGCCUCCCUCCAGCUGGGGGCACUCCUGGGAGCGCUCUCAUGCACGUAUCUUGGGGACCGUCUUGGCCGGCGCAAGACUCUUUUCCUCGCUGCUGCUAUCGUCGUGAUAGGCGAGCUGUUGGAAACAUCGGCAUACAAGAUCGCCCAGCUUACCGUCGGGCGGGUUGUACUAGGCAUUGGUGUUGGACAACUUAGCGCCACUGUCCCAGUCUUCCAGGCGGAGUGUAGCUCAGCCAAGAGCCGUGGGCAGCAUGUGGUUGUUGAUGGCAUUUGCAUGGUCCUAGGCUUUGUUCUGUGCAACUGGAUCGAUUUCGGGCUGAGCAAGACAGCUGGUCAAAUGCAGUUCCGUGUCCCGCUUGCUCUUUCCUUCCUCUUCCCCUUAAUCAUCCUCGCUUCUGUGUUCUUCCUCCCAGAAUCCCCGCGCUGGCUGGUCUUAGUAGGCCGCCCAGGCGACGCCGCACGCAGUCUAGCAGCCUACAGAGGGCUCCCGGUAGAUGAUGAAUCCAUCCAAGCAGAAAUUGCAAGCAUCGAGUCCGCGUUAGAGCUGACGGAGCAAUCCGGCCGUAUCACACUGCGCGAAGUAUUCUCCCGACACAACGAAGACCGUCUUUUUUAUCGUUUCGCUCUUUGCAUGGCUAUCCAAUUCUUUCAACAAAUGUGCGGCGGCAACCUAAUCUCAACAUAUAUAUCAACCAUCUUCGAGCAGAAUCUCAAACUCGGCAGUGACCUAUCUCGCAUCCUAGCCUCCAGCGCAUUAACAUGGAAGUUUCUGUGCAACUUUAUCCCUUUUUUUGCCAUCGAUCGUCUCGGUCGUCGCAAGGUCUUUAUAUUCAGUGGGACAGGAAUGUGCAUCUGCAUGGCCGUCCUGGCAAUUACAACCAGCUUCGACACCAGCAACAAGACCGCGUCAGUUCUUUCUGUGGCCUUUAUCUGGCUGUUCAACCUGUUCUACCCCAUUGGGUUUUCGGGUGCAAAUUUCCUCUAUUGCACUGAGGUCGCCCCUAUCCAAUUACGGGUCGCCAUGGCCUCCAUGUCUACGGCGAACAAGUGGCUAUGGAACUUUAUCGUGGUGAUGAUCACCCCAGUUGCGCUUGACACUAUCGGGUAUCAGUAUUAUAUCGUGUACGCGGUUAUUUCAGCGUGCAUCCCCGUGUCUGUAUAUCUGUUCUAUCCUGAAACAAUGGGUCGCAAUCUCGAGUCCUUGAAUCAGGUGUUUCGUGAUGCUCCGUCUAUGUGGCAUAUUGUAGCUAUGGCGAAGGAUCUUCCCAAGGGGGAUGUGUCUACGUUGGAUAUAGAGGGAUUCGAGAAGAAGGUGGAUACAGAGCAAAGAGAGUAUGCAUGA